CAGAGCUAGUCAGGCAGCAGCAUUCGGCCCUUCCCGUCUCGCCAUGGCGGUUCCCGCUGUCGAAAUAAAGCUAGCUCCCAUCAGCGACCCCUGCCGACUCUCCGGCAUCUUCGCUGUUAAACAGCGCCGCGUGCUCUGCUCUGGUCUCUCGGUUCCACCUCGUACUGCUGCCAUCCGACAGUUUUUUUGCUUCUUCGUCUGCCAUGCACGUCCGCGUCUGCCGCUUCGAUCCGACGACCAAAUCGAUGCGUCCUGGACUCCUGGAUAAACCGCCGGAUCAUUGCCCUGGACCUCCCUCGCCCAACCCCACCACACGCCACCGCGUACGCGAUGCAGGACCACCACCGCGCAGCAGGCGUGCCGAUACCUGGAAGCAUGAAAAUUCGAGCGCUGAUAAGCACGGUAUUGGCAGCAUGGACGGAUCCUUGCCCUUGGCCUUCAUCUUAGAGCGCAGCUUUAACAACUCCCUGAUUUCUUGUAAUCCCCGACUUGCAGCACUACUCCGUAGCAUUGCAGUUCGUUGUAUAUUAACCUCCGAAUCGAUCGUCGUAUGCAUCGGUCCCACGCCAGCGAGAACGCGGUGCUAUGCCAAGCGGACGGGCCUAGCCGGAAAGCGUCCCACAAUAGCCACAGAAUAGCUUCCCCUAUCCAAUUGGAUCCGGAGCCGUCCUCAUGGUUUGGCGAGUUGGG
Trematosphaeria pertusa is the source of this 690-nucleotide messenger RNA. RefSeq lists its product as uncharacterized. Bases 204 to 638 code for a protein of 144 amino acids. Lineage: Eukaryota; Fungi; Ascomycota; Dothideomycetes; Pleosporales; Trematosphaeriaceae. The transcript has a single exon. The record is from RefSeq and is a predicted model, not a curated record.